AUGGGUCCUCUCUCAAAGAUAUGGCGUUUUGAUAGUAAUGUGGGUCCAGAGAACAUGGAUUAUUCUUCAUUACACGGGGUUGAAUGCAUGGAGUCUCCGAAACAAAAUGGUUUUAAUGUAAGCGAAAGGAGAGAACUGAUCCACGCAUUGUCGAAGCAGCCAGAAGAAGCUUCGGAGCUUUUAAAUUCAUGGAGCCGAAAUGAGAUAAUGAAGAUCAUAUGCGCGGAGAUGGGGAAAGAGAGGAAGUACACCGGUCUAACCAAACCAAAACUCAUAGAAAACCUACUCAACCUCGUGUCUCGUCCUCUUGGAGAGACCUCUUGUUCGGACCGUAGAAACUCGAGGAAGAAACAGAAGACGACCAGCUACAUCGUUUGCUGCGAGAACUUAGCCUGUAGAGCUGCGCUCGGAACCGAGGAUUCCUUUUGCAGAAGAUGUUCUUGCUGCAUUUGUCAGAACUUUGAUGAUAAUAAAGACCCGAGUCUAUGGCUUACUUGUGAGUCUUGUGGAUUGUCUUGUCAUUUGGAAUGUGCGUUGAAGCAAGAGAGGUAUGCGAUUGGUUGUGAGGAUAAUGAAGGAGGGAGAUGUCUUGACGGUAGGUUUUAUUGCGUGUUUUGCGGCAAAGAUAACGACUUGCUCGGAUGCUGGAGGAAACAAGUGAAGGUGGCUAAAGAGACUCGGCGUGUGGACGUACUUUGUUACCGUGUUUCUUUAGGACAGAAGCUGUUGAGAGGUACAAAGAGGUAUCGGGAUCUGUUGGAACUCAUGGAUGAGGCGGUGGAGAAGCUUGAGGGUGAUGUGGGUCCGUUAUCGGGUUGGGCGAUGAAGAUGGCUCGAGGUAUCGUCAAUAGACUUUCUUCGGGAUCACAGGUUCAGAAACUGUGUUCUCUGGCGAUGGAAGCUCUGGACAAAGUGGUCUCUCCUUCAGAAUCUGUUUCAAGACAAGGUGACAAGAUGAGCGUGAGAGUAGAAGAGGUUCAAGCAAGAUCAGUCACUGUGAGAUUAGACUCUGAUGAGCCGUCUUCUUCUUCCUCUUCGCAAAACCGGAUCACGGGUUUCAGGUUGUUUUGUACGAACGAAGGAGAGUGCUCGUCUCAGGUGAAUUGUGUUGUUUAUCUACCUGAGACGAUGUCUACCAUCCAAGGACUUGAACCCGAGACUGAGUUCUGUCUCAGAGUGGUGGCCUUUAACGAGGAAAGUGACUUAGAUGAGUCUGAGCUUCGAUUCUCAACGUCGAAAGAUGAUGGAGAUGAAGCUGGGAACCGGCUAAGCCUUUUGACAAACUCAAACAGUGGUCUUUGUAGUAAUCCAUCUCUGCCCGAAGAUGAAUCUAACAAUGUCCGUAAAAGCAGCUGCUACAAAGCAAAUGGUGACAAGAACAACACUGAACACUGUAGUGCAGGAGAAGUAGAAUCCGAGCUCGAAGACGGGAGGCUCGUAAAAAGGAAAGGUAACAAUACGGAGGGAAGAAGAGACUUGCUUGUAACACCCUGCAAGAGAGAUACUCUUAAGGGCAAGCAAGGAGAGAAUAGAAGAUCCAGGGGAAGAAGAGCAACAACAGUGAACGAGAAACCUGAGAUGAAUGCAGGAAACGGAGUGGGAGGUAAAGACUUGGGUCACAUCGUGAAGACCAUCAGGUGUUUAGAGCAAGAUGGGCAUAUAGACAAGAGUUUUAGGGAAAGGUUCUUGACAUGGUACAGCUUAAGAGCUACUCACCGAGAAGUUAGAGUUGUGAAGGCCUUUGUUGAGACAUUCAUGGAGGAUCUGUCCUCUUUGGGAGAACAGCUUGUGGAUACAUUCUCAGACUGCAUACGCAGUAAGGAAUCAUCAACAGCUGGUGUUGUACCAGCCGGAAUCUGCCUCAACCUCUGGCAUUAG
Molecule: messenger RNA, 1878 nt
Organism: Thlaspi arvense
Lineage: Eukaryota; Viridiplantae; Streptophyta; Magnoliopsida; Brassicales; Brassicaceae
Source: the annotation of a GenBank genome assembly